Cuscuta epithymum is the source of this 1710-nucleotide messenger RNA. The record is from the annotation of a GenBank genome assembly. Lineage: Eukaryota; Viridiplantae; Streptophyta; Magnoliopsida; Solanales; Convolvulaceae.
AUGUAAUGACCAGCGUGCCCAUUCUCCUCCGUCUUCCGUCUUCCGCAUUACGAACUUCUCCUUUCAGCCCCCUGAAACUCCAUCGCCAUUUUGCCCAAACCUCAAUGGCAAGCCAACCUGUGGACGAGCUCGGUGAUUACCCCGUGCCACUGUCUCCGCCUCUUCCUUCAUUAUCCAAGGACAUAGAGUUAAACAGGGCCUUGACGGCAUCCUCUAGAUCAGCGCUGUUUUCUCUAUCCAGGGACGACGUCAUCUUCGAAGACGAGUGGCUCGUCGCGGUCAACAAGCCUCGAGGAAUCUAUUGCGAAAGCGUAUUGUCCGCUGUCUUGAAUCUUCUAAUAACAGGCUCGGAUAACGAACUCAGUGCCAAACACCCUGAACUGCAUUUAGCUAACAGACUGGAUCGGGACACAAGUGGUGUAAUGGUAAUCACCAAGUCCCACAAAGUAGCUGCUAAGCUCGUUAAAGCAUUUACAGACCAUAAAGUUAGGAAAACAUAUCUUGGUCUGUGUGUAGGACAAGCACCUAAAUGGGGACAACUUGUCAUCCGGUCAGGACAUGGGCGGUCAAAACAUGGGGCAUGGCGUGUUUAUGCCACGUCUGAUGUGGGCCGGUCACUGCCAGGCGGAUCAGUCGUUAAAGACAUGGAGACCUCUUUCCAAGUUCUAUCUAUCAACGGGGUUCGACACCUAGAGGCCGAAAAAGAGGGAGAGUUAGAUGGAGAGAACGGGUCCUUAGUGGUUGUUGAAGAUAAAUCUAUGGUUGAUUUGGAUAUGAAGAAAGAUGUUGUUUUGAUUCGGGCAUACCCUCGGAGUGGAAGAACCCAUCAAAUACGCUUGCACUGUCAGUAUCUUGGGAUUCCAAUUAGAGGAGACGUAAAAUAUGAAGGAGUGUAUGAGUGGAAGGGUCAUACAUAUACUGGCCAUGAACUUCAUGCCGAAACAUUGUCAUUCACACAUCCUGUUUCUGGGCAACCUGUUUUGCUUAGGGCACCUCUGCCAUUAUGGGUAAACCAGUCAUACUGAUUGCUGUGGUAUACUAAAUUUCAGGAAUAUAUGUUUGUGUACAUAUGUUUCUAGUUUUCAUUGUUAUAAAUUCUGCCUUCAAGAUGGCGCAGGGUCGGUUGCUUGGGCAUGGUGUGGGGUAGUAUGGUUUCAUCUUCCUGAAAGGGGUAUUGAAUCAUGAUUAUUCAAAUGGUUUGGUAUAGUUUGGUUUAGUCCUAGAACUAGCUGGUAUUGUACCAUUUCAAAACAAGACUAUGCAAAUUAUCAUACCAAUGCCAAACCAUACCUAUUUAUUGAAGAAAACAGAAGUGCCAUAACAAACAAUUUUGGAGUUUCCUGUCCAUCAAUGACAAAAUGAGAUCUUAUAAAGAAUCUGGAAAGUGAAAACCGCAAAGCUCUGUCUGGGGUAAAGGAAACACCACAGUCCAAAUAUAAUGGCUUCUGGAGUUCUGGUUAUAGAAACAUGUUUAACAGUUUAAGAUUUCACUCAAGAAUCAGAUUAUUACCUUAGGACGUAGUCUUUGUACUUGCUCUGUAUUCUUCAUGACACUUCAAGUUGCAUGACAGACCCUCAAAGUAUUCAGGCUACAUGAGUACAUGACAGUUGACUUAUGUGCUAUUAUUGCAGUCAAUGACCGGAACAGAAAUGUCAAGUUUUAAAUCCAACCAAAUUAAGGUCCAUAUUGGCAAAGACAGUUUACUAUAA